UCUCGAAGAGAAAACCUCAAACGGCCGACCGCGCGCGCGGCUCAGAUCAGCUGAAACCGAUGCGCUCCAUUAUUGUACGCGAAACGAGUCUACGAUCCGGUUUGAAUCCUUGUUCGGUUUCGAUUUGUCUAAUCCGUUUGUGAAAUUGGAAAUCCACCAGCGAUCCCCCAGUUCGAAAGCUAAAUUUACUAUCGUUUAAAUCUUGGUUUCGUUCGAAGUUUGAAGGACGCGGGAUUACGGGAUUUUUUUUUCGUUUUCGGGCGGAAGUAAAACCGAUUAGAUACGAGGAACCAAAGCGGAAAUCGAUUAAAAAAACGUCGGGUUAUCGAAAAUAAUCGAACUGUUUGUGUUAUUUGUAUAAGCUUGUUGGUGAAAUAGUGGUGCUUUUGAAGUGCGGAGAAAGUUGUGAGUUUGUGUCGAAAAAAAGGUUGAGGCAAGGGUAAAAUAAUUGAGUUGAGUGGCUUUCGAGUGAAUAUUGUGUUGUGAUUAAAAAUGAUGGCUUAUCAUCAGAGAGUCAGCCAGUUUCGUUCAAGAAUUGACUUUGACGAUCCGUCGACGACCAAGCCUUCGAGCUUGGCCAAGUCGGCUGUUCUGCAGGCCCUGGAGGAUGAGGAGCGCCAACAGAGCCGGGCGGGCAAAGGUUGGCAACGUCCCAGCCGCUCGCGACAACGAGACGUACCGGCCGUGCCCAGACUCAGCAGAACGCCUUGCAUCAACCGGGACACGGUCAUGCGGAUCAAUCGUCGUCCAGUGCGGCAUCGAUCUUGCGACAACUUUUGGCCCCCGGCCCGUACUCCCUCCCCUCUCGACAGGGCUGGUGGCCCUUCUGUGGGGGAAACCGAAGGUGGGUCUUUUGCUUACGAUGGUGUUCGCAGAUACGGUAGCAACGAAAGCGUGUACUUCGACGUGGAAAAUGUUUGCAAGCAGCACAAAAUCGAUCCACUGCGAACCAAAUUCGACAAGGCCAAUGUUGUCCUCGUGGACUGGGGUAGAAAGAGCGCCGUAAUAAACGACAUUGAAGGUUAUGACAAACGAUGCCGGGAAAAAUCUGAUGACACUGCUAAUAAUUCCAUCAAACGAGGUGAAAAUAUUGAAUCGGAAAAGUUUCCAUCACAGCUGCGGAAAGUGGCAGUCGAUGUCAAGCCAAAAUCAUCUGAUGAAAAUGUGGUUUCCGUUAGCAAGAGUGACGAGAAAAUGGUACCUCCUGCACCACCACCAAGACGAUACUUCAUACCCAUGGAACAAAUGCAACCAGGUCUUGGAGUGAACAUUCUAUUACAGUGUUACAAAGUAUCUUCCGAACCGGAUGAACAACUAAAUAAUCCUAUCUCUACUACAAUUGAUAAUUACUUCAAUAUUAUUCAACAAUCCAGUUCGUUGCCAGCUGCAGUUCCCGUUCCGGACAGUGAUGGCAUUCUCCAACAGGAUGGAAUCCAAUCAAAACCGCCACUCAAAGCCAGAAGCACUUCAACAAAGCGCACCAAUCUAGGCAGCAAACCUCCCACUCCGGUCCACUUCUAUGUCAGCCACAAUGACACUCAUAAUUCAAACAGCCCCGUUCCUGGAAAGCGGGAUGGGUUCAAUAUAAAUUCAGAUACGAUUUUGAAUUUAAAUAUUGACACCGCCGGCUCCAGCCUAACAGUAGUGGCAAAAGCACCGCAAAUCACCGUCACUGGAUGCCCGGAUCAGACAACGGACGCAACCACUAAUCAUUUCGACAAACGUCGCCCCAUGGGGUACCAGCAGCAGCAGCAGCUUCAGCAACUCCAAACAAUGCCACCGAAAACAAACGACCAAUUAUUAAAUGAAAUAAUAGAUGAAAAUCAUAAUUACAAUGAAAAACUAAUUACAAACAGCGGUGGAUCCAAUACGGAAUCCUAUCCAACGGCUUCGUCAACCUUCAUCGAAAUCGACAGCCAAUGCCUUUCCGAAGAGCUCCCUAACGAGCAACAUUCAAAAUUAAAUGUAUCAAAUCAGCCAAAUCGUAAUUGGAUUAAUUUAAAUUCAAAUGAAAUUCAUCCCAACUCCGGUAGCGGCUCAACUGCUGCUGUAGUCCCUCCUCCCGGUAGCCAAUGGGGAGAAGAUGCAGCGACAGCUGGCGCACGUAUGGCACAAACACGUGUCCGUUGCAAUUCGAUUGAUGCUGCUACUGCUUCUUCCGCUGCCUCCGUUUCACGCCCACCGAAGGAAACUAAUGACGGCCGCCCGACUGAUCGAAACCGGCCCACGGCAACAGACGUCGACAAGGAUGACGAUUCUGACGUCCGCAAUAAUUACGAUAAUAAAAGUGUUAAAAGUAAUUAUUGGGACACGGGCAGAGUGGCGUACGACGCUCUGUCACUGGCGGUGAAGGAUGAACGUCAGGAGCAGCAGCAGCAGCUGUGGCAACUGGAAAGGUCCGACAGUCGGGACUCGUCACGGAGCUGGCGGGUUGACGAGGUUCUCGAGUUUCCACCCCCACCGCCGUAUCUGUGCCUGUGCGACGAUGGGUCAGUUCCGUCCGGUAGGUGCUCCGAGGCGAGAUCGGCUUUCGACAGCCCAGACAGUGGAGCGCAAAUCUGCGAUAACCGCAGCCCAACGCCGACUCGCAGCCCCGGGCAGCCAUCGCACGGUCAUGCUACAUGGACCAGCAGAGCUGACAAUCCAACAAUAUCCCAAAGCUGUCGUCAGGAUUCAACUUCAUCUACGAUCCCAUCACCAGUGGCAGUUCGCGCUUCCGAUGUUUGUCCCUGGUCCGAACGGCGGUGGGACGAUAAUCACGCUGCAGCAGUGACUGGCGCUGUCCACCAACAUCGUCAGCCACCACACCGCACUGAUGAUUAUUUUAGAACAAAUUUAACGGAUGAUAAAUUUUUGAACGAAAACGUAAAUAUUGCAAGUAAUUUAAGCGGAGACCGACGGGGGCAGCAACAACUUCGAACCAGCACUACUGAUGACCCUCGGGUCUCAAACGUUGACGGUGUCAGUGACGGUGACCGGAUGGUCAACAGAUUCUACCAGGUACCGCCAUUCACCGGAGCACGAAAUUUCAAUCCGUUGCACAAAUCAAUCGACGCAUUUUUGGAUGCCGAACGACAAACGUUCGCGGAGAAUGAAAGCGUCACAGCGAAUGUACCGAUGUCAGACUCCACUCCCCCGCCAAUACCUCCACCGCCAGAAGAAUCCGAAAAUAGCAGCCGCUUUGUGAGCUUCACCGACGGGGAGUAUAUUUUCGGUCCGUAUGAUGCACGAUCGGAGGAAUUUCAGCGAUUUGACCUGUGGGACGGCGAUUUUCACAAGCGCCAGCAUUGCCAUCGCUGCCGGCCGUGUAAGAAACGGUCACCCAGUGGAACGCCAGAUGGCAGCGCCGGUAGCGUUUGCAGCAGCAGUAGCACCCUAUGUCCCGAGUGCCACUGUCGGCGUAGUUCGGCAACCAGCAUUGAAACGUUGAGAGAGGUUGAAGAACCACCGGAAAAUGAUGCGCCUAAAUCGCCACAGCAGCAGCAGCAGCAGCGAAAAGCGAAUCAGGUGGAAAAUUAUGAUGACACGCCGAGAAACGUUCCAGCCGGAAACGAACCACCUCAAGAGUCAUCCUACCGGCGGUGGGUCCGUUUCGAAAACGGAAAUAUUGGCCCACCCCGAACAACAGUAGACCAGCAUCGGUCACCAACCCCGGCACGGAUACCGACCCCUUACCCGAGUCCGCCCCGCACCAUGGAUGCCGAGGCCGACGACCACACUCCGGAGCAGCGCCAUCAGGACGUUUUCGAUCAAUUCACUGCGGCACUCGAGCAUCAACCCCAGCCGGGGCCGCCGCCGGUCGAUUUAGUGGAGAACAUUCCCCUGAUUGAUGCCGUACUCGAUGAUUUGCUGACAUUCUCGAAGACACUUGUUCUGCGGCAAAAUCCGGCAUCUUGUGCCGGGGAUUUGCCGUUAGCCCUCGAACGUGAGGAGGCAAAAAUUGUCGAGAUAAAUGACGAUAAUUUAAUUAAUUUAUUAGCUGACGAUGAUGACAAUAGUAGUGCCACGAAAGUGGUUGGCGAAACCAACCAUGGCUUAGUAGUGGAAUCUGGUACGGGGAGCAAAACUUUGCCUUCUAAGCCGGAUUUAAGGAAAGAUGAUGCCGGCAGCUCUGGUUGGCAUCAAGAAAAUAGUGACGAUGAGAGCUUUCGAGUCGAGAAAUGUGAUCUGAAUUCCAAUGAGCAGAAAAGACCACAGCUGGAGUCCGGGCAGCACCAUCGCUCGGAUGACGAUUCCAAAGACAUGAUAGACAAUUACUUGAGCAAGAGGCGCAAUCAGGAGGACAUUUUCACCAACGUUGCCAUUUUCAACUGGAAUCCACUGGACGUCUACCACCAGCACGGACUGUUCAUGAUCGAUCCACGCUUUGCGUUGGCGGACCUACAUGCCACUUCCCCGGACACGGUCCGCGACGGUUCCACUUUUGGUCAAGAUGACAGUACUAACAAGCAUCCGUCGGCAGCCCCCAGCGUCGAUGACCACACGAGAAAUGACGCAUAUUUAAAUUCCGAAAAGCCCACCCAGCCAGUAGCGAUGCAAGACGCAGAUGCCACAGCCGCUAUUGGCAAAGCAGUACGAAUAACUGAUGGCGCAGAUCCGUCACCGGUGGACGUGAAUUCAUUUGCAACUCAACUAGAGACACCAGCACUAACUGACGAGGGCUGCUGCCGUUUGCUCGAGAGUCAUGAAAUCCCAAACGACAGCGCCGGGGCCAGCCGUGGCAGUCCGGCGGCGGUGGGCCAUUUUUACGACUCAGCUCACGUUGAAUAUCCGGUGCGGGCAGACUUGGGCGGCACCAUUCAGCAAUGCCAUCAAUCGCCCAAGGAAUCUGAUUAUGAUAAUGAUCCGGCCAAGACCACGGCCACCAGCAACAGGAGAGGUUCACGAGACGGCGGUGGCAGCUGCAGCGGGCGAGCUAGCCCGCAACGGCCAGAUCUCGCCAAUUUGAGUUCGGACGGAACGGAAGGUUUGAAGCGUGUCGCCUGGCCACCACCAGCUGAGUUUGACGGUGAAUAUCAGCAGCCGCAGCCAGUGCAACAGCAGCAGCAACCUUACCAUUAUCCACCACAGCAGCAACCCGCUCAUCAACAGCCACUCCAGCAGAAUUAUCCUCAACAGCAACAGCAGCAACAUUAUCAGCAGCCUCACACGCAACCACAACAGCACCAACCGCGAGAGCGCAUCAUCCCAAUACAGCGGGCUACAUCCCACACCUCACCGCUCAACACCCCGAAGUCGCCGGUUAACCAGCUCAAGUAUCCGAGCUAUCCACCUUCGUUGCCGCACCAAACGCCCCAGUACCCAAUCCACCAGCAGCCGUCCCCAGUUGGUUCCUCUACAGUGGCCUUCAGCGGGGGUCGUGCCGUCUUGCCCCAAAAACAACAACACCAACAGCAGAAGCAUCAGCAACCGGCCCGCCCCGUAAGUGCCCCGUACCAUCAGCAACAGCCGCAGCAGCAGAGCCGUUAUUCGUCACCAUCGACGGCUUCGUUGGCCUCACCCCGUUCGCCCCAGAUCGUCGGUGGUGGCCAUAGCCCUCGCGGUUGGGCGCACGUUCAAUCACCAGUUCCGGUGUACCGUCCGACACCCCAACAGCACCAGCAUCAGCAACAGUACGUCCCACCGCCCUUUCAAACCGAACCCGCCCCGUACCAACAACAGCAGCGGCCAACCUCCGCCGGUGCUGGGUACGGGCACGGUUACGGACCGAGAAAGCUUGAACCAUCCAACCAACAGCCACAGUAUCAGCCGCAACCGACACAAGCUUUCCAACCACCGGUGUCCACACAAAAUCAACAACAGCUUUAUCAGCAUCCGGAGGCCGUCGUCCCACAGCAACAGCAACAGCAUCAACAGUUCUAUCACACAACCGCAGCGGACAGUCAAAUUCCAUUCGUGACCACCCUCCGCAAAGAAGCACCAAUGUCGCAGGAACCGACUCCCGUCUAUCACACCGAGCCCGUUGCUGCAAUCUAUCAAGGCGGUACCAACAUGCGCGGAGAUCAGAAAUGGCCACCAGCGGACGUCAAGAAACAAUCGGAAUUAGAGAAUGAAGAGCGCCGAAAGCUUGCCCAGCAACCUGCCUUCCGCCCGCGAAAAGUGCAGAAAGAUUACUCCGACUUCUUUGCGAAAAACGCACUCAACGCAACCUAUCCAGGCUACCGAGCACCACCUGGCACUCAACACCACUCGUAAAAACUACACAAGCAACACACGGAUAGAGCAGAAAUUCGCAAUCCUAGUGCAGUGAACACUCAACAACAGAACUUCAACAUUAUAGAAUGAACUAGAAUGGUUCGACCUGCUAAGUUUACUUAGAUAGAUUUUUUAAUGAACAACAACACAACAAAGCAAGCAUAAGGCGCUAACCAUUCUUUAAUUCACGAUUAGAUUCUUGUUACACAGUUACCAAUUACAAACAUAUAAAUAUCAAGCAAUCAAACACAAACAGUAAAUACGAAGUUACUCCAACUAACCUUAUUUAAACGAACCAUGCAACAUACACGAAACUAAGCGGCUUAGGAUUGAAACAAAUUUUAAACUAUUUAUUCAACGUAUAUUUGUUAAGAAUGAUAAAAAGUGUGAUUGUAUUUUAUGUUCACGCGGAUUUUUUUGUUACUGCAAAAAUCAGCUAAUGAUUAAAAAUGAUUUACUUUCUCUCAUUUUCAGUAUCUACUCACACCUAACGCUUAAUUAUUUUUAAUUACUAAUAGAAAUUAGCAAACAGCAGUGAAAGCGACAAAAGCGUAAAAGCAAUUAUAUUUAUGAUAAAUUAAUGGAACAACAGGAGGAAAUAUAGCAACAAGGCAGAGUAGAGCACAGCAAAAAAGAGCUGUUAAAUGAGAAACACAAGUGUUAAAAGCAAUUAUUAAUCAAAUGUGCAAUUGAUAAUGAGUUUUUAGUGAUAAAUAUGAAAGCGCUGCUAAGGGAGUGAGAAUUGCCAAUGAGCCUACCAAUCAGGGCUGUAGACCGCACUUCUCGCCUGCAGGACCAAGCCAACCGACAUCAUCAACGCUAUUUAAUUAAGAAGAGGUCCGGCGUACAGCCCUGCGGCUCCCCGUUCAAAUACCAUGGAAGGGCGAAGUGUACAGUCGAGCGAAAACAUAAAACAAUGAGGGGUUAUAUUUCAUUUAUUUAUUCAUAACUCGCUGUUAUUGGAGCAUCGAAAGGGUUCUUUGCAUGAUGAGCACACAAAAAAUACGGGUUAAAUUUCACACCAGACGCUCUCUGCCAGUUCGCAGCUGGAGCUGUCAAAAAUAGCAAAAGUGCCGAGAGGUCAGCUACUGCCAGCUGCCGAGCAGCAACAAAAGAAUUCCAACCGGGCCAGUAGCUGGCCAGGAUUCUGAUGAUAACAACAAGCAUGCGGGUGACAAAAAAUAAUUAUUUUAAACAUUCAUGCCCUCGAACGCGAUGGAUGCCGUGCCAAAAAUUUAAUAUUUUAUGAGGUAUUCCUCACGUUUAAUAAUUUAUCACAAUGUGAGACUUUUCACGUGAAAUAAUUCCAAGGAAUCGUACAACGGCUAUAAAGCAUGUCCAUGUGAUGUCUGUCAGAUGUAAUUACACUGCGGAAGUACAUUACGUUUUAUAAAAUUCGAUUCUGUUGAUUAAUUUCUAUGAACUUCUAUAGUUUCUGGAAGCAUCGGAGGGAAGCUGGAAUACCCCACUUCCGGCGGACAUUAUUUAUGAGGAGAAUCAUCGCAGUAAUUAAUUUACAUUUUAUCGCGGUGACCCGCAAAUGGAUGACUGGUAGGUAAAGGGUCUUUCAAAAUCAACAAACCAUUAAUUGAAAAUAACAUAUCUAUCCUGUUCAUCGAAUGCUCAACAGGAAAAAGGCCCUACAACCAACGGCCCAAUAAUAAAUAACCACGUGCCCAACCGCCACUUGACACACUGGAAAACAUGCAUAAGUAAAAGAGACACAAGUUAUCUCAUAUCCACACGCACUCAACCAACCGUACCUCACUGACGUUUUGUGUCACCAGAGGGGAUUAUGAAAUAUUUUAAAUUUUCAUUUGCAGUAUUCGGUCGCACAGAGCGCUGAUUCUGGUCGACUUUUUUGUUCGCGACUUUGUCCCACACCAGAGAACCUCGAAAUCCAACCGCACUGAUCGGAUGUGGCAAUGAAAAAAGGCAGCCCGAGCCAGCCCAACAAUCCUACUCGAAUAUUGAUGAAUUUUACAAAUUGUUUUUCCUGUCUACAGAUUUAACUGAUCAAAAUGUAGCACAAAUAAUAGCAUACUAAAUGCCAUCGACGAGCUGAAUGGUCACAAAAAAAACGCGCCCCAAUUUGAAUUCCCGUUUACCCUCCACACUUCAAAAGCUCGAUACGCAACGGAAAUAUAACAAAAAAAACAAUGCAACAAUUUCCCAACGCAGUUAUUAUUUUUCACAUUUUAAUUCAUGAUUCAAAUAUUCAAAAUAUUUAGAUUCACAACCAAACAUCAUGACUGUAUCUGCGCAGUAAAAUAAUUACAUUGCUGUAGCAGUAGCACAUGGUGCGAGGAUAUGUGUUUCUAUACUGUGGACAGUUGUCGGUAUUGCUGAUAUAUAUUUGCUUUUAGUAACGACCAACAGAAAAACCCAUUGUGAGAUAUCAAACCAUGCAAACCAUCAAUGGGAACACAAAGCUCAUGAAUUAACUUUCUGCUAGUUACAAUUAAAGUUAAAGUUAUAACACUGGAAAAUGAGAUUUUUUGUUUGAGCGCUCGCGUAAUAAAUUAAAAGUAUAAAAUAAAACCAAA
Messenger RNA from Armigeres subalbatus, 8741 nucleotides. RefSeq lists its product as uncharacterized. The transcript is spliced from 12 exons. Bases 493 to 6195 code for a protein of 1900 amino acids. The record is from RefSeq and is a predicted model, not a curated record. Lineage: Eukaryota; Metazoa; Arthropoda; Insecta; Diptera; Culicidae.